Schistosoma rodhaini is the source of this 7421-nucleotide messenger RNA. Lineage: Eukaryota; Metazoa; Platyhelminthes; Trematoda; Strigeidida; Schistosomatidae. The record is from the annotation of a GenBank genome assembly.
AUUGUAAAUGAUGGAUAGCGCUAUAUUUGCAUUAUCUUCCUUAUGGGGUAUCUGAGUGACCGUAGAAAAAAGUUGGUUGAGCAGGUUUUAGAGUGGAAUUCUAGUAGGUUGGAUUUAUUUGAACUUACGAUCCCCGAUGAAAAAUGUGAGUUCAAUGGGGUCAUGCGGUUUUUUCUUCAGGAUGAAAAUAGGAAAUUCCGGACAAAGUGCAUUAGAGUCUCAAGUUCGUCCAGAACUUCUGAAGUUGCGGAAGUAUUGAAAGAAAAGUUUUGCAUCCAGGAACCGUCUGUCAUGAACAAACGUUUCGGGAUUUACGAGCAUCAUCCAAACGGAGUUAGACGACUGACGAACGAUGAAUAUCCUUUGUUAGUCCAACUCAGUUGGAGUAAAUUAGGUCGAGAAGGAAAGUUUGUUUUAAAGCUGGAACCUAACAGUGGACAUAUUCAGAAAAAUGUUUCAGAAAUUCAAAAUGGAACAAAUUUACUUAAUGAUCCAAAUAAUAAUAGUAAUGUUUGUGGAUCAGUAAUCAACUCUAAAACUCGUCUAUUUCCACGUCUCUGGUCUUUUCGACGUGAAAAGAUCACUUCACCUAUGACUGUAAAAACGGAUGAAAGACGUAAACAACCAUUAGGUUGUGCAGCAGGUGUAGGAUUGUCGAAAACUUCUCGUUCCAUUUUUAAUACUGAAAAUUCAUUGAUAUGUUUACUAGGAUCAAUUAAACAUCAUGGAAGUGGCGAUAAUAUUAUCCAUCGUAAUAAUAACAAUAAAAAUUCAAUUUCACCGAAUCCUGACACUCUACCAAAUUCAUCAUUUACACGUACAAUAUCGGAUCCGGAGACAGCGAUGCAACAAAAACGUCAACGUACAUUAGAAGCUAAAUUUAUGCAAAUGUUACAUCAUGAUAAUAUUGGAUCAGGUGGAACGUUGAAAAUCUACGGUGGUCAAUUAUUUCCUGAAAUACCGUAUAAAACAUUAUUAAUAUCAAUUACAGACAAUGUUGGAUAUAUUAUACGUGAAAGUUUAAAUAAAUAUGGUUUAGACGAAGUUGAUCCAGAUGCAUAUUGUUUAGUUAUGCGUAAACGUAAUUCUCAUGAUAUAUUGACUGGAUUAGUUGGUGUCGAAGAAAUACUCUCAGAUGAUUUAUGUCCAUUAGAAUAUUUAUUGACUUCACUGUCAACAAACAAUCCAUCAUCAUCGUCAUCAACAGUAGUUGGGACGAAAUCCUUUGGUAAUACAGUGAUCACUUUUGAAUUACGUGCAAAACCCCCUGAUUUGAUUAAGAAAAAACUAUUAAUCGAUUCGCCUGUCUCAUCAUCAUCUUCGUCGAAUCGAAUAGUGGAAUCAUCCAACCACUUCAUAUCAUCUUCAUUAUGUAAUAAUCAUAUGAAUAAAAAGCUAAUGAUAAAUAAAAUUGAUCAUAGUGAAUUGAUAAUGCUCACAAUUUGGUUAAUUGAAUUGGACAAAGUCGAUAAUGAAUCAGACCAAUCAUCAUUAUAUUUAUCUAAUAUUCCACAAGAGAAAGUCUAUCCACUACCUAUUCAUAAAGGGACACAUAAUUUUUUAAAUAGACUAUGCCUUAUGGCUAAUCCAAAUUCUAUUUGUCAUUCAACAUCAUCAUUUACUUCAACAUCUGAAGCAGUUUGUAACGAUUCAACUUGUUUCUCAUUGAAAGUUAUCAAUACUGCCGAAUUAAACGUUCCACAACAUCAAAAGGAUCAUCAGAAUGAUCUUGAUCUUCAUUCAAAUAUGAAUCUAGCGAAUAGUAAAACUGAAAAUAUCAUCACUACUCCUACUAUUACUACCACUACUGCACGUGUUAAUCAUAAACCACAUUCCUUUGAUAGCUGUUUUACAGUAGACAAUAAGUCUGCGACUUAUACCUAUUCUGUCAAUGAUGGUAAUAACAAGAAUAACAACUGUCCAUCUCCACAAUUAUUUGAUCAUGACAAUAACAAUACAAUACCAUCAACAAAUCUAAAAUCUACUAAUGUUCUUAUAGAUUCUGGAUCAUCAAAUCUUGUUAAUACAAUUUAUUCUGUAAUAACAAAAACUGAUCCACCUAUUCAUAACAACAAGCCUGGUUCAACUUGUCCGAAAACCUCCGUUUCUGAUCGUUUACCUUGUCAAAUGGCAUUUGCUCCUACAACUUUGGAACAAUUACUAGAUUGGAUUAUUACUAAGCAAUUAAAAUUUGUACACCAGCUAAGAAACUCUCAUCAUCAUACGACUACUACCACUACUACAAAUAAUAAUAAUCGAUCCGAUGUAACUAUUGAUCUGUGUCCUCUAGGUCCAGCUAUGUGUGUUUAUUUAAUGCUACGAGCUAUAUGUCGGCAAUGUGAUCGUUGGGAAACAAUUGAGUUGAAACAGUUGGCAAAAAACGCGGAUCGUAAAGUAGAUACUAAUAAAACAACCAAGGGAAAAAACCAUUUAUUAAAAAAAAAUACUAAUAAUGGUGAGUUGGCCUUAAAUCAGCUCAAACGUAGACAACGCCAUUUGCUGAGUCUAUUAAUGAGUGUUAUUAAAAGAUUUCAUGAUUUUGAAUUGUAUGUGCAUGAAUCCAUAAAAAGAAUUGAUUUAAACUACUCAGAUAUAGAAAUUGAACGCAACUAUUCAACAACAACAACGAAAUCAUUGCCGCCACCUUUGUUGAGUGAUGUAGACCGAAAAUUUAUCGAUCUGAUAAAAUCUGUCACAGCUUGGUUAGCUAAUGCUAGUCAGUUACUUCAUCUAAUAACUUGCGAUAUUGAUUUCAAUGCAACUUUCAAGUUUCCUGUUGAUGAGCUGUGUCAAUGGAGUCCUUAUUCAUUCGGUCAUGAUGAUAAUAAUACUGUUAAAUCGUCAAAUAUUACUACUACUACUUCAUGGAAUCAGUUGAAAGAACAAUUGGCUGAAAUCGUCCAAACUGCGUUUGUCUAUUUAGCUGACCUUUGUGUACUUCGAUUAGAUUUAAUUGCGAUACCACAAUUAUUAUUGUAUUUAACUAAAUCUGUACAAAUUUUAUCAAAUCAUCAUUAUGAGAACUGCAUGACUGAUAGUAACACAUCAAAAGACUCCUGUUUUCCCGAUCAACAAUCGCUGGAUAAUAAUAUUAAUAGUUCUGUUGAAAUAAAUGAAAGAGCAUGGAUCAACUCGAAUAGUCAUUGUUCAGAAAAGCAACAACAGUAUAGUAAAGUGUUGAAUAGUCAACAUAAUAUAACACUGAAAAUACUUAGUGAAAUAUUAAAUUGUCUUCAUUCAGCUUAUGUGAACCCAGCUUUCAUUGUUCAAUUGUUUGCACAUUUAUUACAUCGUUUAAAUGCACGACUAUUCAAUUUUAUCAUUGGCUAUGAUUGUGAGAAAAAUCAAUUAAUUAAUAAUUCCACUCAUAUCUCACCUAUAUGGGGUAAAUGCUUAUAUAAUUGGAUUCAUUUAUGUUUAAGUGAUUGGGCUAGUGCACAUGGGUUAAGAUUAGCUACGGAAUGUUACUUACAAAGAAUAAGUCAGGCUGCUGAUCUAAUGCUGUGUGAUAUGAAUUCAGUUGAAAGCUUAUAUAAUUUAACUGUGGAUCUAGUCAGUUUGAACUCACGUCAAGUUCAAAUUAUCUUAGAAAAUUAUCAGUUAAUAAAUGCAAAUAAUGAAACCGCUGAAUUGAUUCAAAACAGUCAGUCAUCGGGCACUAUAACAAUGGACGAAUCUAAUUUAACACAACAACAACAAAUUCCAAGAGCUUGGAUUGAAUUUGUUGUUUCAGGUGUAAAAAUGGUUGCAGAUCGUAUUCUAACUGAAGAGAAUGGGUGCCAUUUAACAACUAAUGAUGAAUUCGAUGGAGCAUCAGAAAACCCUACCAAAUCGUCGUCGUCAUCAUCGAGACAUUUAGAAGUCGGUGAAUCAUUAGAUCUUCGCCUACCGUUUUUGCUUCCUGAAGAUUGUUAUCCAUCUGAUAAUCCUGUACCGAUUAAUAAUAACCAUGCCAAUCAUAAUGAAUCAAUUAUCAGCUAUGAAGAUGAUGGUGGCAUCUAUAGUCAAAGUAAUUCUUUCAAGCACCAAUUAUCAUCUAGUAAUGAAACAUUAAACACAACUUUUAUCACAGUUGAUUCAAUUAAACAGUUUUUAUAUCCUGCUAUACAAAUUGGUUGGUGUCGUUUAUUAAUACGACCUAAUAUUUAUCCUACAAAUGAUUUUUUAUUCGAUGAAAAAAUAAGUGUAAAUCACAGUCCACGAAAACAAUUUUUACUAUGGAAUGUUUACUUAUCAAUUGAUUCGAAAAUACCUGUUAAUUGUAAUGACCGUGGAAAAGAUAAUAUUGACGUCACCAGAUUGAAUAAACAUUUGGUGGUGGUUUCUAAUGGGUUCACUACUGAAGAAAAAAUCAAGUGUAAAACUGAAAAUGCUACAACAUACUCAAAUAACACUAGUAUUAUUGAUAAUAAUAACAAAAAUAGCAGUGAGUUAGUUAAAAAUCAUUCCCUACUGUCAUCAUCACUUAAUCGACAAUGCAGUCGUCAUUGUACUUAUUCAGUCGUUGUACCUAAAAUUGGCUCAAGUUUAGGUCUUAGCAUUGUUGCUGCCAUAUCUGAAAAUGGUGAAGAUCUUGGCAUAUAUGUACGUGGAAUUAAUCCAGGAAGUGGGGCUAGUCAAGCAAAACUAAUUCAUUGUAAUAAUCAUGAAAUAAAUCCAUUACAAUCUGAUAAAUAUUUUUUAACUUCACCAUAUUUGCAAAUUGGUGAUAGACUAAUUUCAGUAAAUGGUCAAUCAAUCACUGGACUAACACAAGAUGAUGCAUUAAAAUUGGUGGCAUCUACCACAGAUGAAGUGGUAUUAACUGUAAUACGUUAUGCUAAACAAGACGCAGAGUAUAGUACAUCAACACUUAUAACAGCGACAAAAUCAUUUUCGAAACAACCAUCAUCACAGUUAACUUCAAUGGUUGAUUCGGAGAGUAAAGUGUCUGAUUUACAAUGUAUUGAUUGUUUAUUACAUGAAUCUUUGUUAUCGAAUUAUAAAGAGUUUGUAAAAGGUGAUAAUAAUCUUGGUGAUAGUGAUGAUGAACAAUUAUUAAACAUAUCCAUCAAUCAGGAAUUAACGCUAAGAUCACUUAUUCAGUCAAGAAACGAUACUGAAAAUAAUAAUGAUUCAAGUGUUACACCAUUAAAACACUUUCAAUCACCAAAAUCAAUAUAUAUCAACAACGCUUCUUCACAUACAUCUCCUGAUGUUCACAUUGAUAUGAAAUUAAGCAUCGACACGAAUUGUUCCAAUAUUUUUAAAAGUAUUCAUUCAGAUCAUAAUAGAAAAUGGAAAUAUCAAAGUACUACCAUUUGUCAAACUAUUAAUAAUAACGAUGUUGAUAAAAUUUCAGAUGGUUUCACUAAUAUGUCAAAUGACUAUAAUUUAUUGUACAAAAACCGUUCAGCAUCCACAAAUGAACGACAAUGUCGACUGUUUAUUGAUGCAUCAGCUUGUACCGGUAAUAAUAAUAUCUAUGAUGAACCAUCCAUAUCAAAAUAUAGUUUGUGUAAUGAAAGUUUUUUAUCAACAUCCAAACUAGAAAAAUCUGGAAUGAGAAAAUUAUCUCCCCAUACUACCAUUUAUCAACAUCAUCAUAAGACUAAUAUUAUUAAUCGUGGCAAUUUUGAACAAAAUACUUUCCUUACAAGAUCAUGGCAUCGACCUAAAGGUCAAUCGAACAGUUUCGAUGAUCGUUUAACUAUAUCUCGGUUUACUCAGCUGAGUGAGGUUAUGACAACAAGUCCAGUAGCAUCCAGUGAUACUCAAUCAAUUCAUCAUAAAGAAUCAGUAUCUUCAACAUUGUUGAUUAAUUCAAGUUCAGCCCACUCUCCAUCCACCAUUUUAUCUGUUCAGUCGCCAGCAAAUCAAUCUUUUAUGGUCGCAAUAGAUACUGCUACUUCGAAUGAAUUCAUUCAUACUUCAUCUCUAUCAUCAUCAACACAUACAUCAGGAUCGAUGAAUUGGUUAGAGAACAAUAAUCGCCUCAUUUAUUCAACAUUGGAUACACAAUUGAAUCGAAAUACUUCAAAUUGUAGAUCAUCAUCAGCCAGUUCUUAUUAUCCUUCAAAUAAUUAUCAUACUAUCUCUACGACAUCUUUUUCAUCACCUGGCAUUUCUUCAUCUCAUACUUCACAAUUUUUUAUUUCUCCAGUGCUUAGCAGUGGAAGUAAACCACCGAAAACAUUUGUUCCAACAGCAUGCGUGUUACCCUCCACUAAUCAUCGCAAUCCUUCACUUAGUGUACCAUUUUUAACAAUUAAAACUCCCAGCUCUGAGAGAUGCUCAUUCAUCAGCAUAAAGAUCUGACAAUCUCCAAAACCCCCCAACCUACUGAUAUUACUUUGCGAACCCAAUUAUAAAAAUAAGACUUUUGCAACUUAUAGACAAGAUUUCAAUCCUUUCUCUCAAGGUCCAAAGUAUGCCUGGAGGGAAUCGUACAGAGAUGAGUAUGUUAUCAAUUUUGCUAUUUACCAAAUAAAAUUAGUUUCUUGUAAAUCCAAACAACCCUUAAAACUCAUAGUCUACUGUAUCAUUUACAAAGGUAUCAGUAGCUCUUAAAAUUCUGUUGAAAUGAAGGUUGUUCACACUUGUUUCAGUGUUAUGUUCUGAACGUGCAUGUAAAUUUCAUCUUACAAGGGUUGUAUGGAAUAUAUAUGUACACAUGUUUUUAUUUACUGGCUUGUUUUGAUUACUUCCUCCCGAUUGGGCAUUUUGAUUUGUUUAGAUAAAUUUAAUGUAAAUCUUGUCACCGGGUAAUGUCUAUCUGACUGUUUGACAAGCGUUUGAUAUUCGCAGAGUCCAUCAUUCCUUUAAAGAUUGCGGACACAUAUUGUUGCUGACUGCCAACUGGCACGAAACUUAGGUCAAGGACUUACUGCAGGUUAUCACGAUUACCAUCAUUAUUCAGCACAAUGCUUACAUAUUAUCAAGCUACCUAAACAAAUCAACGGAAUCUAUCACUCCUCAUUGAUAUAUUUCAACGCUUUUUUUUCUCCGGAUUAUAUUUUCAGGUUUUCGAAUUCACAGAAUAAAAAGUCACGACCUUCGCGAUCAAUGAAUGAUUUAAUGGCUAAAUCAUCUUUAGGCAUUCAUCAAUCAAAGGAAAAUGAUAUGACUUCUUUGAAUACCUUGAAUAAACAAACAGGAUAUUCUAUUCGUCGAAGAUAUACAACAUACGCUGCGAAUCGUUUCAAUGUUGGUCUGAGACCAGAACCUCUAAAUAGACCACUUGCUAAGGAAAACCAGUUCACUUGAUUAUAUGUAUAGAGAAUAGGAAAACAGCACGACAGAUUAUUUUAAAUUUAUUUGAGAAAAUCUUAGAACAUGUUGUCAAUUCUCUCAGUCUAUCUUCAACUGAACUCGUAUUAUAACGAUUGUUAUUCUUUGUACGAAUAUACUUGAUCACUUAUAAAUGUAAAUUAAUUUCAGUC